UCGUUCUUCGCCAACCGAAAAACGACGGAGAGAGUAAGGCAAUACUACCGCAUGUUCACAGCUAGAAGUAGAUAGUUGUAGAGGGAGAGGCAAACAAGGAUCGACGAAAAUGUCGUCGUUUCUGCAGAAAAUCGUAGAUCCGAAGAAGAAUCCUUUGGCAAAAAUGCACAUGAAGGCCGUCUCCACGCGUCUCCGCCGCUACGGGCUUCGAUAUGACGAUCUGUACGAUCCGUACUACGAUCUGGACAUUAAGGAGGCGCUGAAUCGGCUGCCCAGAGAGAUCGUGGAUGCCCGUCACCAGCGCCUCAAGCGCGCCAUAGACCUAUCCAUGAAGCACCAGUAUCUCGCGGAGGACCUUCAGGCGAAACAAACACCUUUUAGGAGCUACCUUCAGGAUAUGUUGGCUCUUGUGAAAAGUGAAAGAGCAGAACGUGAGGCUUUGGGUGCAUUGCCUCUCUAUCAGCGCACCCUUCCCUGAGUAUUUAUGCCUCUUCUAAGUCCUAAUACUGAUUGGUGGGAGUGAAUUGUAAAUUGAAUUUUAUUUUUGUGUGUUUGUUACAGAAUAUUUUGUUACUGAUGGAAGAUGGGUUAUGCCUUUGAUGACACUUGUCUAACAAAUAUGCAACAGUAUGUUGGGUAUUUGCGUCCACAUACUUGUUAAUCCUUCA
Messenger RNA from Tripterygium wilfordii, 668 nucleotides. RefSeq names its product cytochrome b-c1 complex subunit 7-2, mitochondrial-like. Gene Ontology annotation, biological process: mitochondrial electron transport, ubiquinol to cytochrome c. The record is from RefSeq and is a predicted model, not a curated record. The coding region runs from base 110 to 478 and encodes 122 amino acids. Lineage: Eukaryota; Viridiplantae; Streptophyta; Magnoliopsida; Celastrales; Celastraceae. The transcript has 4 exons.